This is a messenger RNA of Leptinotarsa decemlineata (Colorado potato beetle), 2221 nucleotides long. Its product is annotated as lethal (2) 34Fd. The record is from RefSeq and is a predicted model, not a curated record. Gene Ontology annotation, cellular component: small-subunit processome; nucleolus; nucleus. Lineage: Eukaryota; Metazoa; Arthropoda; Insecta; Coleoptera; Chrysomelidae. Gene Ontology annotation, biological process: maturation of SSU-rRNA from tricistronic rRNA transcript (SSU-rRNA, 5.8S rRNA, LSU-rRNA). Gene Ontology annotation, molecular function: protein binding.
AAUGUAAUAGGUUAUGUUAAAACUAGCAUAACCUAAAAGUUAUGUUGUUUAAAAUGGGAAUUUGUAGUUGACUAAUUUAUUUAUUUAUUUGAAUAGUUACCUUCAUAUUGGAACAAGAUGCAAGUUUCCGAUCCAAAUAAUAUAAAAAUAUACAAUUUGAGCGCUGGUAAAUCUUUACCAGAGUGGUUGUCAGAGAAAAAGAGAAGGGCGCUCUUGAAAAAAAAUGUGGACAUCAGAAGACGUAUUGAACUCAUUCAAGACUUCGACAUGCCCGAUAUCAGUAACAGCGUAAGAGUUUCCAGAGAUGGACAAUAUAUUUUAGCCACUGGUAUAUAUAAACCUAGAGUGAAAUGUUUUGACGUGAAUAAUUUAUCAUUGAAAUUUGAGCGAUGUUUUGAUUCUGAAGCAGUAACAUUUGAAGUACUAAGUGAUGAUUAUAGUAAGUUAGUGUUCCUGCAAAAUGAUCGAUAUAUAGAGUUUCAUGCUUCCUUCGGGCGGCUUGAGAGAUUGCGAAUACCCAAAUAUGGGCGUGACUUUCAGUGUCAUUACCCUAGUUGCGACCUUUUUAUUGUGGGAGUAUCUCCAGACAUUUACCGAUUGAACUUGGAAAGGGGGCAGUUUAUGACUCCCUACACAAGUGGUGCAUUCGCCAUCAAUAAAUGCACAAUAAAUCCUGUGCAUCAUUUGCUGAUUUGCGGCACUGAGGAAGGAAGAGUAGAAGCGUGGGAUCCAAGAAGUCCAUCGAUGGUAGCCAGCCUAGAUUGUGCUUUUGCGUGUGUCAAUGAAUCAAAAGGGUUGGAACGUUUCCCAUCAAUAUCAGCUUUAAAAUUCAAUGGUGCUUUACAGAUGGGUGUUGGUACAGAAUCGGGCCACAUACUUCUUUACGAUAUACGAUCUAACAAACCAUUUUGUGUGAAAGACCACAUGUACGGUUUGCCCAUUAAAGAUAUCGAAUUCCAUUACCAGCAGGAUCUGGUAUUUUCAAUGGACAGUUCGGUCUUGAAAAUAUGGGAUAAAAAUAAUGGUAAAGCGUAUACGUCUAUAGAGUCGUCGGCAGAUUUCAACAAUCUCUGUACUGUUCCCAAUACAGGCCUCCUAUUUAUCGCAAAUGAAGGUGCAAAAAUUCAGACGUAUUACAUUCCAAGCAUGGGGCCUGCUCCUAAAUGGGCCAGCUUUUUGGAUUCACUAACAGAAGAGCUAGAAGAAAGUAGGGCUGAAAAUGUAUAUGAUGAUUACAAGUUUGUGACAAAACAAGAAUUGACCAACCUUGGGCUGGACCAUCUUGUCGGAACGAAUAUUUUGAGAGCGUAUAUGCACGGAUAUUUCAUGGAUGUGCGAUUAUAUAAAAAGGCGAGGUCAGUGGCCAAUCCAUUCGAAUUCCAAGAGUACCGGAAAAAGAAGAUACGAGAAACGAUUGAGAAAGAACGGGCGAAUAGAGUACAAGUAAACAAGUUACCGAGCGUUAACAAAGAACUUGCUCUCAAACUCAUGGAGGAAGCUGACCAAAAUAAAAAGAAGAAGGAAGGAGCUGCUUCUUUACUCAAAGAUAAUAGGUUCAAGGCCCUGUUUGAAAAUCCCGACUUCGAAAUCGAUAAAAAUUCUGAAGAGUAUCGGUUGCUGAAUCCAGUUUUAUCAAAGUUGGAUAAAGACAAGUCGAAAAAGUUGAAGCAGAAGUUAGUUUCACAAGAAUUUGAACCGGUAGAGGAGGAACUGGAGGGAAAAAAUAGCUCUGAUGAAUCUGAGGAUGAUGAUUCUGGCCAAGAGGAUAGUUCUGAUGAUGAUCACACCUGGACAAAAGAGGUCAAACAACAGCACCGCAUCAUAAAGAGAGAACAAUGGCAAAAAGAGUUGAAAGAAAAACAUGAAGCCGAUAGAAAAGAAGAAGAAGAAAGAACUAGGCAACCAAAAUUAUAUGAACUAAGACAGGGAGAAGAGUUCAAGGGAAUACACAGCCUUAAGAAAAAAAUGAAUAGGGCUACUUUAGGUGAAAGAGUUUUAGCUGAAGAUAAUUCAGUUCGGUUUGUCAGUUCAGUGGGAAAUCGAGAAAUGACUUUUUCAACUUAUAAGAAGAAGAAUAGGUCCAUGGAUGAAAGGAAUAGAAAACACAGAGAAGAGCGGAAGCAAGUAGUAAGACCGCUUCGAGGUAUCAAGUCGAAAUCCAAAACGAAUUUUUUUAACCGUAAAAGAAAGUGAUUAUAUUGAAUAUAUUUAAAAAAAGUUA